Molecule: messenger RNA, 3842 nt
Organism: Arvicanthis niloticus (Nile rat)
Lineage: Eukaryota; Metazoa; Chordata; Mammalia; Rodentia; Muridae
Source: RefSeq, a predicted model, not a curated record
GGGUGCAGGGCCCCCGGAGAUGCCUGCGGAGCCGGAUCAUGACGGCCCCCGAGAGGAGGACGAGCCCAAGCUGGCUCCAGGCCCUCAGGUAGGAUCCAGCAAGACGACUCCGACUGCCCGGCUGCUUACACCUCCCCAGAUCGUGAGCGGGAGUGGGGCGGGAUUAGGCAUGGACCAUGCUGUGGGUCUGGGGCCAGAUCCCAAUUCCGGUGCAGCUUUCAACCCCCUUACUGGGAAUGGAGGCUGGACCGCUAUCCACAGCCAAAGCCCAGCCAACCGUCUUGCGACCCUUCUCAAGCUACCCGUUCAGUCCCUACUCCGGAGCUAAAUGUUCUGAACAUUUAUGCUCUCGGACUGACUCAGGUCCCGAGACCACCACUUAGUUCUCUGCCCUCCACUUCCCUUUGGAGCCACCUGAUUCCCCGGCUCCUAACAGAUCAUCAUCUCAGGGCGCCGGAACCUGCAAGGCUGCAGCCUCUAUGCGCCCCCCACCCCGCCUGCAGCAGCUUCAUUCCUUCCCCUGCCUGCACAGUCUGCAGCCACUACCCUCAACAGCUGUACCUCUGCAUCUGCCUUGUGGGACCUCCCUCCUUUCCCUACCCAGCAGAACAGUUGGAGUAGAGAGUCAGGCGGCCCCAAAGACUGUUAGAAUAACUCCACUAAAGAGGAAACCCUUGUUCUCCUCCUACCUCCUGUCCCAUAAGGCGCCCCCACUCCCAUCCCCACCCCCACCCCCUCCAGUCCACUAGUUUGAUGAGUCCUGCAAGAGUAAGAGCAUUCGGGAGGAUUCUCGAAAGCUUCCAGCUUGCCACCUAGAAGAAGGUCACUUUCUUUUGAGCAAAAGAGAAAACAGGAGAGGCGGGGGUGGUGUGGGCCAUAGUUGCUCAGGGAGGGUUGUGGCACCCGGGGCUGGGUGGCUUGCCCCAAGCUUGCUCUGACAAAAGAGUUUUGAGUUGGUUUUUUGGCUGAGCCUGCCGAGGAUGGCAGGCCCCUGCAGGAGUCUUGGAGGGUCGGAUGCAGCGCCCGGAUGAGGAUGAGGCGUGGCGGAAGAUGCGUUUGGCUCUGCAGACACUGCAUCGGGCAGCAGGGGACUCUGGGAGGCUGGUGCAGCCUGAAGGCAUGGCUCUUGACAGCCUUCUAGUAGAAUCUCUGGAAUUGUGCAUGUUCCCCCUAUCUCCAGCCAGUCUGUGCAGACUUGUUGCCUGCUGUGUCACCGGGAGCGCAGAGGCUGGGAAGAAGGCCCUUCACAAAACGGACUGGUGUUGCAGGAUUUCCUUGUCACAUACAUCCUGCAAAUCACAGUCUUGUGGGGGUGACUCUCAUUCAUCCUCGUCCUCUUCAUCAUCCUCAUCUUCUUCCUCCUCUUCCUGCCAUGGGAACUCAGGGGACUGGGAUCCCAGCUCGUUCCUGUCAGCACAUAAGCUCUCAGGCCUCUGGAAUUCCCCACACUCCAGUGGGGCUGUGCCAGGCAGCUCGCUUGGGAGUCCUCCUGCCAUCCCUGGUGAGGCUUUCCCUGUCUCGGAGCACCACCAGCACUCAAACCUCACUGCUCCCCCUAAUAGCCCCACUGGCCCUCCCCCGCAUCCAGCAUCUCUGAUUCCUUCUCACCCUGGUUCCUUCAGCUCGGCGUCCCACCCACACCUGCUGCCCACCACCCCAGCAGCGCCUUUCCCUGCCCAGGCUUCAGAGUGCCCUAUGGCUGCUGCCACUGCCACCCACUCCCCAGGGCCAUGUCAGAGCCCUCAUCUGCCCUCCACCAGCAUGCCACUCCUGAAGAUGCCUCCACCACUCUCGGGGUGCAGCCACCUCUGCAGCGGGCACUGCAGCGGGCAUUGUGGUGGGCCUCUCCUCCCACCACCGAGCUCUCAGCCACUCCCUAGCACUCACAGCAGGGACCCUGGGUGCAAGGGGCACAAAUUUGCACACAGUGGCCUGGCCUGUGAGGCAGAUGAGGGUCUGGGCGAGGAAGAGGAUAGCAGCUCUGAGCGCAGCUCUUGUACCUCGUCCUCCACCCACCCCCGCGAUGGGAAGUUCUGUGACUGCUGCUACUGUGAGUUCUUCGGCCACAAUGCGCCACUCGCUGCCCCGACGAGCCGGAAUUAUACUGAGAUCCGGGAGAAGCUCCGCUCAAGGCUGACCAGGCGGAAAGAGGAGCUUCCCGUGAAGGGGGGCAGCCUGGGUGGGCUCCCUGGGGAGCCUGCGGUGGACCACCGGGAUGUGGAUGAGCUGCUGGAAUUCAUCAACAGCACGGAGCCCAAAGUCCCCAACAGCGCCCGGGCUGCCAAGCGAGCCCGGCACAAGCUGAAAAAGAAGGAAAAAGAGAAGGCCCGGUUGGCAACAGAAGCUCUGAAGCAGGUGAAUCGUGUUUCUGGAAGCCAGGAGCCAAAGCCUGCCAGGGAAAGGCUCCUGGAGUGGCCUGACCAGGAACUGGACCGGGUCAAUAGCUUCUUGAGCAGCCGCUUGCAGGAGAUCAAGAGCACCGUCAAAGACUCCCUCUGUGCCAGUUUGAGUAUGUGUGAGCUCAGCAUGGAGGACAGUGGCUGUAAGGAGGGGACUGUGGAAGCUCAGGCCCUAACCCCUUCAGACCUCAGCGGCUCCUCUCACAAACAGCCUGACAUCAACCUUGACCUGUCCCCUUUGACCUUGGGUUCCCCUCAGAGCCACACAUUACAAGCUCCAAGUGAGCCAGUCCCACCAUGGGCAGAAAGGAGAGACCCUCACCCACCAUGGACAGAGGUGAGGGGCCCCCCUCCUGGUAUCCCUGAGAAUGGGCUCGUGAGAAGACUGAACACUGUGCCCAACCUGUCCAGGGUGAUCUGGGUCAAGACACCCAAGCCAGACAACCUGAGCUCUGAGGAAAGUCCAAAGGAAGUUCCCAGUUGCAAACAGGAAUUGUCUGAGCCUGUGGCCACAGGUGGAAAGCCAAGAAAGAGCAAGAGACAGGGAAGUCAAGCAAAGAAGACUGAGGCAAGUCCAGCCCCCUGGCCUCCAGCCAACCUAGAGGCUCCCAGUGCUAAGAGCCAGAUAUCUAGCGCCAAGCAGCCAGUCAAGGGCUCAGAGCCUGCCAAAGGGGGCAGUGGUGCAGAACCUGGAGAGGGCAGCCGGGGGAGCCGGCCAGGACCAAUUCCGGCUGAUAGCCCCAAAACUGACAAGAAGGGUAGUUCCUGGCAGAAUUGGCCAGGUGGGGCCAAGGCACGAACUCUGGAGCAGGAAUCUGAGCAGACCCCCGGCCCAGCAAGGCCACAGAACUUAUCCCAGGGCAAGGGCCGCAGCCGCCGGAGCCGAAACAAGCAGGAGAAGUCAGCCUCCUCCUUGGACGAUGUGUUCCUGCCCAAGGACUUGGAUGGGGUGGAGAUGGAUGAGACAGACCGAGAGGUGGAGUACUUCAAGAGGUUCUGUUUGGAUUCUGCAAAGCAAACUCGUCAGAAAGUUGCUGUGAACUGGACCAACUUCAGCCUCAAGAAAACCGCUCCUAGCACAGCUCAGUGAGCCCUGCCCAGGUUGAUGUCUCCAGGUCAUCUCAAAGCCCCAGCUCAAGCUGCAGAUGUAGUUCUCCACGUGCCCUGCCACCUGUCUUGACUCGACCUGCUCCCACCACCCUGACCAACCAAAAGCUGAAUGGACGCCAGGCUGUGCUGGGGCCUUUGAGGACCUCAGCAGAGCCGCUUCCUGGUGCUACACAGCCUGAGGAGUGGGCUGGCCUGUGAGCCAAGGGCUGGUGGCCCUGCUGGCCCAACAGUGCUCUCUUUGUGUUGGUUUCUGUUUGGUUUCUUUUUAUUCUUUACUUUUGAUACUGUGAAUAUCUUUCAUGGGGAAAGAUAAAGCAACAUUUGGACACAGAA